AAGCCGAACAUUUUAUGUUUACUGGCACUCGUAGGCUUUUACGAGAGUCUCCUUAUUAAUCGGACGGGCCAGUCAAACGCCGUCGCGUUGAUAACUCUCAACAGGCCAGAGACCCUUAACUCCCUGUCUUCGGGCCUUCUGCGUGAGCUCGCAUCUGCGCUAGAGACGCUGAAGACAGAAGACUCCAUAAAAUGUUUGGUGAUUACCGGCCACGAAAAGGUUUUUGCUGCUGGUGCUGAUGUUACGGAAUUCGCUGACCUCUCCUACAGCGACAUCUAUAAUCGCGAUUUUUUCGCCCACUGGGAACGCCUGACUGCCUGCAAGAAGCCGGUGAUUGCUGCCGUCAACGGUAUUGCCCUGGGUGGCGGGUGCGAGCUGGCAAUGAUGUGUGAUAUUAUCUACGCCGGUGAGAAGGCCAAAUUCGGUCAACCGGAGAUUAAGCUGGGUCUCAUUCCGGGCGCUGGGGGCACCCAACGCCUAAUCCGGGCGGUCGGAAAGUCUCGAGCCAUGGAAAUGAUCCUGUCAGGUGAAAUGAUCACGGCUCAGGAGGCUGCCACAGCGGGUCUCAUUAGCCGCGUUUAUCCGGUCAACGAGGUCGUCAGCAGGGCUGUUGACCUGGCAGACAGAAUUGCUCGGUUCUCUAGUCUGGCCCUUCGUGCGGCGAAGGAGUCUGUUAAUGCUGCUCACAACACCACCUUAUCGCAGGGUCUGGAGUAUGAAAAGCAGUCGUUCUUUGGAUGUUUUGCCACUAACGACUCAAAGGAAGGUAUUCAAGCCUUUAUUGAGAAGCGUCAGCCGAAAUUCACUGAUUCCUAG
Dibothriocephalus latus is the source of this 816-nucleotide messenger RNA. The record is from the annotation of a GenBank genome assembly. NCBI's taxonomy places the organism in Eukaryota, Metazoa, Platyhelminthes, Cestoda, Diphyllobothriidea, Diphyllobothriidae.